AUGAAGUUGAAAGAUUUGUUAAUUACCCAUUUAAUACUAAAUAGAAUUUUCCUUUCUUUUGGCCAGUAAGUUGAUGUUAGUAAAUGUUACUAAGCAUGCUAAGAUUGCUCUAACGAUAAAAAUUUUGAGUGCCUUGGAUGUAAAUACCCAUUUUAUUUUGAUCAGAAUAGUUAUAAGUGUGUCUAAUCUUGCCCAAGUGGAACAUAUGAAAACUAAAAAAUGGAAUGUGUUUCCUGCGCUUCUUAAUUUUGCUUAAGCUGCUCACCUACUGAAUGCUAUUAAUGCUAAUCUGGAUACUCUGUUAAUCCAUAAGAUAAAUAAGGAUGCAUUUCGAAUUGCUAAGAUGGAUAAUAUUUGUUUGAUGGAGAGUGUGUAUAUGAAUGCAGCAUUUAAUCUAAUAGUUAUUCCUUAGAUCCAUCUUCUAAUACAUGCAUUUAUCUAUAAAUCUGCCCUUAGUUAUCUUAUAUUCCUGCAUCUUAAAUGGUUGGUAAAAUAUAAUUCUUUAGCACUUCUAUCAGUGGAGAUAAUAGCACUCUGCUUUAGAUUGAUGAAUAUGGCAAAUUUAUUGUCAAGUCAAUUCCUUAGCUCAUACCUCAAGCUUAUUAUAAAAUUCCAUAAUUAGCAUUUAUCACAAAAUGUGUUAAGCUAGUAGAAGAAUCAACACAAAACAAUAUAUUAUCUUGCAUGAAUACUAAUACCUAAGUUUUUACUUUCUAUAUCUCAUCUGGUCUACUCUUAUCAUAAAAUGUUACAUUUAAUUAAUAAAUAGCAAAUGCGUAUUAUUUAGAUGGAAUGAAAAUAACUUUUUUGACUUAAACAGGAUAAAUAGUCUAAUACAACUUCCAAUCUUAGUAAUUUUUGGUUGUUGAUAACUCGUCAGAUAAUCUAAAUUAAAUACUUAGCGUUUAAAAUUAUCAGCAAAAAAAUGAUCAAUAUAUUCUUGCUAUCAACUCCAAAAAUACAAUUUACUAUUAUGAUUAAUCAUUUAAUAAAAAUAUACUUUUAUAGUAUUCGUCUAAGAGCACUCUUUAAAUGAUAAAUUUAAAUACUCAAGAUAUGUGGGCGUUCUACUAAAAUAAUAAAAUAGAUUUUUAUUCAGUAAUAUUUGGUUAUGCUCCUUCAUUAAUCAAAUCAAUUACUUCAUAAACUGCCAUCUUUUCAAUGUUGAGAUCUAACUAAACUUUGAUUCUAAUUGGUGGUCAAAAUUUAACAGCUACUUAAGUAUUCUAAAUUAGCUCAAAUAAGUAAGUCACUGAAAUAACGAACACAUUACCAGCUAGUCUCUUUAAUUCUGACUGCUUUUGGAAUACAAAAGAUUUCUAUUUCUCUUAAAAACAAGAUCUACUUUACAUUUUCAACUUUACGUCAACUAAUUUUGCUCUUUCUUUUACUUUACAAUUGUCUUAACCUUUAGUUUGCUCACUAACUUCCUUUGAUGUUUUGAAAUAUAAUGAUAAAGUUUAUUUGUUAACUGUAAUAAAAUAAGAUUUGUAAAUUUAAGAGCUCACUUAAAGCCAAUUAACCUCUGUAAAUUCUAGUUAAAUAUAUUUCUCAUCUGAAUAGCAUGCCAAUUAAUAUACUUAAAGAUUAUCAAAUUCGAUAAUAAAUAAUUUGUUUAAUACUGCUACAAAUAAUUAGAUUUUAGAAUUAAAUGGAAAUGGCAUUGCUAAUUAAUAUGAUUUAGAGUCAAGAUAGAUUGCUAAAUAAUUCUAUUUUUGGGAUGAUUUAUAUUAUCAAGAUUAAAUCGCCAUUAAAAGUUAUAAUUUUUACUGUUUCUUAGUUGUAGAAGAAGAAGAAAAGCUAAUACUUACUGGAAUAAGAAAUGGGAUUUUAACUAUAAGAGAAUUGAAUUUAUAUACUUUUGAAAUACUUUUAGAAAACUAAUUUAGUAAUGUAGACAUCUAACCAAGUUAAAUAAAUUUUUUUAGACAACCAUUCUAUAUCCAAAGUACAAAAACCUUGAUAGUUUAUAUUAAUAAUUAAGAAAUUAGUGAACUUUAUGCAGAAUUAAGACAGCUUCAUGUUUUUCAUUACAGCUAAAUAAAUAACUAAUACGACUACAAAUUCUCAAUAAGAUAAAUAGUAAACGAUGUUUAAUUUUCAUUGAAAACAGGUGAUGUGAUUUGUUUCCUAGUUUUGGAUGUUUACCUCAGUUAAAUAGUGAUCUAUAAUAUUUACAAAGAUAUCAAUAUAUUUAGUGAAUAUAAUAGCGUUUUAUCUUAUUAUUUAUCUCCAAAUUUAAGCUAUUAGAUAUUUAGCUUAAGUCCUUAUAAUACAGUUUAAAUUGUAUCUACUGCAGAUAAUAAAAUACUCUAAGUAAUAACUAUUGGUGCAUACCUUCCAUAGUAUAUUAGAUAUGACAACAAAGUAUUCAUUUGUAGUAAUACUUACACUUUAUCUUACUAUGACGGAGAUACAAACACGCUUAUACUAUACCAAAACUAAUAUUAUGGAUAAAAUAUUUAUGCCUUUUUACAUAAAUAAAAUUAGAUAAUAUUCAUAAAUACCAACAUCUAUCUCACAAUUAGUUUAGAUGAUCCAAAUCUUUAAUUAUAGUUGGUAGCAUCAAAUACUAGAUAUUAUCCAUUUAAAUUUAACGAUAUUUAAAUCCCAAUAACUCUUAAUAAUCAUUAGGUACAAUAAAUAGUUGAUGUUAAAUAAAUAUUUUGCUAUUAAUAUUAAAGUGCAGAUUAUUUAAAUAAUUUAUUUUUCUUACAUAUUGUUAAUUUAUAUGAGUUAGACAUAUAGCUUAAUAUAUAUACAAAUUUGAUAAGAGUGAUAAAAUAGCAAAAGUGGGUUACAGAUAUUGUUAUUGAUUUACUACAACCACAUUAGCUAGUAGUUGAAAAUUACAAAUACUAUCUAUAGUAUGAUAAAAAAGGAUUUUAUUUUCUCAAUUAAAACUAUAUGGUAAUAAUUAUUGGAUAUCAUAUUGCUUUCGUUAGCUCAUCUAACUUUAAAAUUCUUUUUCAUUACGUAUCUUAAUUACCAUAAUUGAAUCUUGCUUAUGAUGUAGAAUUAGGAUAUAUGGCCUUUAUAGAAAACUUAUAAGAUUGCAUAAUCGAUUUAAACGAUAUUUCUAAAAAUUGCAUAUCUAAUAAUUAUCCAUUUAGCAUUGGUAAUUUUUAUGGAACUAUUAUUUAAAGACAAAAAUAGUUGAUCAUCUUUUAUAGUUAAUAUAGUUUAAGAGUGUACUCUUUAAAAGAAUAAAUUUAUAAGUUUGUAAAAUAUUCAAGAGACUUUUUACCUUAUUCUAUAUAUUAUAACGAUUUAUGUAGCACUAUCAUUAUUGGAGAUAAAUAAACAUAAAGAUUUAAGAUAUUUAAUUUAGAUACACUUAAAUUAUUGGAUACAUCGUUCCCACCAUUUAGUACUUAAACUUUUGAAAAUUUGUAUCAGUUUUAUUUUUUCUCUGAUCAAAUACAAGUGAUACUAUUUUCUUCAUACAGUAAUUCUAUAGUAAUCUAUAACAUAAAUACUUAUGAGAGCCUGAAAACAAUCUAAUUAUAGUACUAAUUUAAUUAACAAAGUCAAGUAGUUGUUGAUGAAAAUCUUGAUUUGAUUAUAUUCAUUGAUAAUUAAAAUUAAAUUGAGAUUAUUUCUUACGAUACCAACUAAGUUGUUAAAAUAUUUUAAUUAGAUAAGUAAUAGAAUGACUCAAAUGCUUACUAGAAAAUGUUGGUUUGGGAUCAUUAUAAGAGAAAGCUUUUUGCAAGCUCAAAUAACAUAUUUUAUAUCUUUGAUUAUGAUACUAACAUUUUUAUUUGCAAAUACUAAUUUUAGCUUCCAAUUUUUGAUAUUUAUAUUAGCUUUAAUAAAAAUUAUAUAUUUGUUACAGACUAUUUGAAUUUAAAAGUUUUUGAUUACUCUAUCCUAGAGUUUAAUUUUAAUUCAUUGUUGCCUUAAAAUUUAACUCCAAAUAUAUUAAAGAUAGAUGAAAACCAAUAUAUUUUAUUUGAAAACUCUCAAUCAACUCUUAAAAAUAUAGUUAAUGGUGAAGUAAAGGAUGUUAAAUACUUUAAUCAACUAAAUCCUUCAUACUUUUACUUCAAUUUUUACAAUAAAAAUAACUCCUAAAUUUAUGUAAUAAUAUUUAAUUAGCUCUUAAUCUAUAAAGUAACUUCAACCAGAAUAAGACCGAUAUUUUCUUAAUUGCUUGAUUCUUAAAUAAUAACUUUCAUCAGUGAUUCAGAUUUCCAAGUUCUUUUUCUUACUCAAAAAUAGUCUUUAUAUUAUCUUUAAAAGAAUCAAACUAAUCCAUAGCUCUUGAUUCUAACCUAUAUCUCAACAGGAGUAGGCCAAUUUUUUAUGAUUGAUGAUUCGUUUUUAAUAUACUCCUCAACCAAAAAUACAAGCUAAUGGAAUAAGAUAAUGUUUUAAAACUCCUCAUCUCUUUCUACUUAAAUAAAACUAGAUUAAUUUUAAUUUAAAAUAUAAUAAAAUGAUAUUGUAAAAAAAAUUGUUAGAAUAGACAAUACUUAGAAUAUCAUAAUAUUGACCAAUCAAUGUAUACAAAUAAUAGAUAUUUAGACAGGAAAUAUUUUAUAAAUCUCUCAAUUAGAUCACUAAGACAUGCAAUCUUAAAUCUGCUUUGAUCCUCUUUAUUAAAGGAUUUACUAUGUAGAUAGAAUUGAAGGAUUAAAAGUAUAUGAUGUAAACAUGAACACUAUUAAGUAGAAUUUACCAUCAUCAGGUAUAAAAUUAAAAAUUGAAGGCUCUUUCAUAUUCAUGCUUUCAUUUAACUCUGUAAGUAUAUAUUUAAGAAAAGACCUCAAAUUUUUUUAAGUAAUUAGAAAUUUUAACAGCACUUAAUCACUAAUAGAUAUUGAGUACACUGGAUUUAACAAUAUAUUCGUUUUAUAUUUUGACAAUUCAAUUAGUUUCUUUAAUGCUAACCCCUUCACUUAGCCUAAGCAAAUUGAUUUCUUAUAAGUAUAAAAUUAUAAGGUUUUAUAAUCAUAAGUAUAAUCACAGAAUUCUUAGUAUUUAAUCAUUGAUAUGAUGAUUAUAACUAUAGAAAAUACUAUCAAAUACACUGCUUAGCUAAAUAUUGGCUCUAUUUCAAAUAAUAUUUGUUCUGCCUAAUUAUAAAUACAAACAGAAUAAAAUGAUAUAAUAACAAAAAAUCAAUAAAGUGAUUAUUUGAAUUUAUUAUCACUAAAAUAACUCUUAAUUUAGAGCAUUAUUUAUAAUAUGUACAUAAAUAAUGGCGAAUAAACUGAUCUAAAGUAUCCUUUUGUUAGCUCUAGCUCUGUGACAACCUAAUACUCGCUGAAUAUUUAAGCAAUAAACAAUAAUAGUAUUUAUCUAAAAACUCAAAACAGCACAGAUUAAAAUAUUGUAGACCUCCAACUCUAAAAUUUAAAAAUUUCAUUUAAAAACUUAAAUAAUACUCAAUUCAAGUUUGGAAAUCAAACAUUUUAAAAAUUAGAAAGACUAUUUUUAAAUUACAUAGAAUUAUCAGACUUUGGAAAUAAUCAACUAACAUUUGAAGGUAUCAAUCAUCUUUUUAUCUAAAAUUUAGUGAUUAAUGGAGAAUAAAUUCAACAAAUUAAAACGUAGAUUAUUCUUUUCUAAAAUAUUGAUAUAAUUAUAAUACAGAACAUAACUUUUAUCAAUUGUUAAUUUAAUAAUAUCAUUAAUCUACUUACAUUUGUUAAGAUAAACAAAUUAACCAUUAAUAACUUCAACAUCAUACUUAAUAGUUUAAAUUCAAACUUUUAGCAAAGCUCUAUGAUAAAUAUUUCAUAUAUCAAAUUACUCACAAUAAAUAAUACUAAUCUUUUACAGAAUAUAUUUUAGAAUGUUUAACUAUUCAAAAUAACUAAUGUUACUUCAAUUAGCUUUAGCAACAUGAUAUCAAAUUAAAAUAAAAUAAUAACAAAUUAAAAUGUAGCUCUACAAGGAAUUAUUUUCUAAUUUGAAGCAAUUCCGUAAAUAGAUUUCCAAAAAAUCAAAUUUACUACACUUAAACUUACCUCACUCUCAUCCAUUUCUUUACUAAAAUUAUCUAAUAUAAAUGAAACUUUACUAUUUAAUGAUUUUUAAUUCGAAAACUUUAAAUUAGAAAACAAUUAUAAUAGCUCAAUUAGUAGCUAAUAACUUUUUAUUUUAGAAUGCGAGGGAAUAAUUAAUUCUAAUUUCUCAAAUAUCCAGAUAAUAAAUUCAGAUAUGAUAGGAUUUAUUAAUUUACAGGACUUAAAUAAUAAAAACGGAAUUAUUAUUUAAAAUUAAAUAUCAACCUACUCCAACUAUUAUCAUUCUCUUUCAAAAACAAAUCAACUAAUGUUACUUAAUGCUUAAUAAUUAACUAUAUCAAAUUCUAAUUUUUCAUCUAUCUCUAGCAUUAAUUCCAAUUCUAACUUUAUUGAAAUUUAAGUAAGCUAAAAUGUUCUUUUAGAUACAAUUUAAAUUUAAAGUGCUGAACUUAAGUAAAAUAGUUUUAUUUAUAUUUUCUAAACCACUUCAGUAGUUAUCUAGAAUGUUGAUUCAAAUAAUAUAGAAACAAAUAGCAUAGCAAGUGUUUUUUAUUUGUAUUAAAUUUCUAGGUUAAUAAUGAAAAAUAACACUUUUAUCUCAAAUAAAUCUUACCUUGAUGGAGGAGCUAUAUAUUUAAACUUAAUAACAGAAAUAAUCUUAUCAGAUAACACUUUUAAGUAAAACCAAUCAAAAACAGGAAAUGGGGGAGCUAUUUACUGCUUUAGUAGCAUAUUUUCUUAGUUUGAGGGCAAUACUUUCUUUAAAAAUUCUUGUCCAUAAGGCUCUGGUGGAGCAUUAUUGUUGAACAAUUGUGAUAUUUAAGACAUGACAUAAAAUACUUUCUAAUAAAACUCUGCUCUGAUAGGAGGUGCAUUUAGAUAUUAAGGCAUAUAGCCUUAUGUUUUAUAAAAAACAAAUGUCAGUAGAAGGAUACUUACCUUAAAUUUAAACUCUUUUAUUAAAAAUUUUGCAUAAUUAUAUGGAAAAAAUAUAGGUUCCUAUCCUAUUUAUUUGGAUGUUAAAAAUUAAAUAAAAAAUGACUCAAAUACCUAAAAUUUUAAAUUAGAAAACCUAUAAAGUGGUAGCACAUCUUCACCAAUAUUAAUGAGAUUAAUUGAUGAAGAAAUGAGGGAAGUAAGUUUUUUUAAAAAUACAACUUAGAUAAAUUAAGAGAUUCUGAUUGAAUUUGGUAGCUAUUUACUUGAAUUCUAGAGUUAAGAAGUUGGGCUUGAUGGUAAUCUCAGAUAGAAUUACAAUUUUGAUUAAUUUGGUUUCCUUUUUAAUGUGUCCUAUUCUUAUUAACCUAACGCUAACUCUUCUAUUAUAGUUAAAACAAUUAGCCCUAUCUUUAUUUUAAAUACCACAACUUUUAAAUUCGACUAUCAAGAGCUAAGUAUUCCUAUUAGUGUUAACUUUAGGAAGUGUUAGUAAGGAGAAAUUUAACAAACUUUUUAGAAAUAUAAAAUAUGUUAUACUUGCUAAUAAGGAAAUUAUUGCUUACAAGAUCCAAGUUAGUUUGAAAAUUUAUAAUGUCUCAAAUGUCCUAUAGGUUCUAAAAAUUGCCAUUCAAAUGUCAUACAGUUAUAAAAUGGAUACUGGAGUAAGGACGAAAAUUCAGACUAAGUAUAUUAAUGUAUUAAUCCAGAAAAUUGUAUCCCUGAAGAUCCUUCAAAUAAAUUUGGAUGCUCACUGGGGCAUGUAGGAGCUAUUUGUGAAUCUUGUGAUUCUUAAGGAGUUAUUUGGGGUUCAAAAUAUGGAAAAAGUAAUGGUGGAAUUUAGUGCUAAGAAUGCGUUAAGCAAAAUACAAUUGACUCUAUUUUAUUUCUAAUUUUAUUAUUAAUUAUAUUUUGCGGAUAUUUAAUAUUUUAAAUUUAAAGAUAGUUGAUAUUAAUAUAAAUUAAAAUGAGUUGGUUUUAUUUGAGAAAGCUUAAAUUAAUUUUACUAAAUAAUCAAAACAUUAGUAGUUCUUCUUCCUACAUUAAAAUUCUUAUUAACUAUUUAUAGUUUAUUGCGUUAAUAAAUAACUUUGGUAUUUAGACUUAAUAAUUUCUCUCUGUUGUUGAAAUUGGAGGUGGUGAUCCAGUAUAGCAUACAGUUUAUAAUUUAGAUUGUAUAUUUAAUAAUAAUGAUUUCUAAAUUCCAUUGUAUGCUAUUAGAGUAUUAUUUAUCAAUUUUUAAAUAAUUGUUAUAUAUUUGCUGAUCCAACUAGUAAAGCUCCUCACAAACAUCUUUAAGAUAGAUGACCGCUCAUUUUAGAUUUCUUCUUUCAUACUAAUAUACUUAUUCUUUAGUUCUUCAAUAAUUAAAGUAUUGAUAUAGUCUUCAUCUUGUAGAGAAAUAGCAGGAAAUCUAUAUAUUAUUUCUGAAAUGCAGUAUGAAUGCUAUACUUAAUAACACACUUAAAUCCUACUAUAUUUAAUAGGACCAUUACUUUUAAUAUGGUUCAUAAUAAUCCCAACAUCAUUUUCUAUUUAUUUGUACAGUAAAAGAUAAAAAUUACAAAGCUUGUUUUAUCUGAAUAAAUACGGUCUUUUGUACUAAGAAUAUAAAGAAAAGUCUUAUUAUUGGGAUUUAGCUAGAAAUCAAAUAAGAACAUCUCUAGUUAUAUUUCUAAAUUUAAUUAGGACUUCACCGAUACUAAAAGCUAUGCUUUUAUAAUUUUUGAUGUAAAUUUACCAUAGAAUUUUGAUCAUAGUAAGUCCUUAUUAAAGAUAGUAAUUAAAUAAUAUUGAUUAACUAUCUUGCAAAUUAGUUAUAAUGAGUAUUUUCAUAAUAUAAAUGAUAUUAGUUACAGAUAAUACUUCAUUUAUACUACUAUAAUAAAGCAUUUUAAUAAUUAUCAAUGUAAGUUUCAUAGGAAUAUUGCUCUUAAUAAUAGUAUAAAGGCCUGUUCCUUACAGUAUAAUUGACCAAAAUAUGCUUUAAAAAUUCUAAAUUUUUCUAUCCAAAUUAAUUCCUAAUUCUAUUUACAAACUUGCAUAUUAAAAAUAGAUAAAUUUAUUAAGAAUAAAUUCUCUAUGGAAAACAGUCAAAAGGAAUUUAAGAGAGGUGAUUGCAAUAGAAGCAAAUUUUAAGAACUAAAAAUGGGCUUAGCAAUAAAAACUGCAUUAGAAAGAUAGUUUAUUUAAAAUUAGAAAUUCAACAAUUAGCAAACUGCAAAAAAGUAUUUUCUAAUAGUAAGCGCAAGAAAAUUCUAAUUUAGAGAAAGACCAAUAAUGA
Molecule: messenger RNA, 9198 nt
Organism: Tetrahymena thermophila SB210
Lineage: Eukaryota; Ciliophora; Oligohymenophorea; Hymenostomatida; Tetrahymenidae
Product: transmembrane protein, putative
Exons: 14
Molecular function (GO): protein binding
Source: RefSeq, a predicted model, not a curated record